Messenger RNA from Oppiella nova, 1611 nucleotides. The record is from the annotation of a GenBank genome assembly. Lineage: Eukaryota; Metazoa; Arthropoda; Arachnida; Sarcoptiformes; Oppiidae.
CAUAUUCCUAUGAGACUUUAAAAAUAUAUAUAAUAAUAAUAAAGUAUUGAAACUUAAAAAAUUAUUUCAAUUUUCUGUGUCUCGACUACUAAUCCCACAAAUCAUUUCACGUGUGCUUUCACCACACAUUUUCGACAUAAAUAUAUCAACAAGUUUUUUGUGACUAUUUUACUUCGUUUUCGACACAAUUUUGCAUUUGUUUUACGAGUAGUUUUCUAGCGAUAAGAAAAAUUAGCGGUUUUUGCUAUUUUUAUCGCAAAUUAUUGAUUUAUGGCUGAAGUAGACGUCACACAAAUCAAUGUGUUUGGACCGGGACUUAAAGGUGGAGAUACCGGCAAAAAGUGCAAGAUUUAUGUGUCGGGCGCUCCCAUCCACGAGCUCGAGGAGGGCAUCUCGUACUCCAUAUCAGGGCCGGGCGUUAAACCCGAUGUCAUCACCGAUUAUAAUGCCCUCAACGAUGAUGGCAAUGUCGAGGCCUACUAUUUCCCGUUAACGCCGGGCGAGUAUAAGAUAACGGCCCGCUAUAAGGGCCGGCAGGUCAGCGGCAGUCCUUUCACGGCUAAAGUCAAUGGAGAUGUGGUUAAUGUCGAGAAGUUGUUGUCAAAUUUAAGGAUUAGUCUGGAUAAAAAGGUGACAGUUCACGGACGUGCGUUUGAAUUGGGGAAAGCCUACUCAAUGAACGAGUUUAUAGUGGACUGCAGUGGCCUUAGGAUACCGAUAGGUGGUCUCAAAGUGAACGUGAAGGGCCCCGAGAGGUCGUCCGCACAACUUAAUAUCAAGGAUAACAAGAACGGCACUUACAAGAUAUGCUACAAACCCACGUCACCCGGCAUGUACAGCAUGAACAUCAAGAUUGCCGACACACACAUACCCGGGUCACCCUUUGAGAUUAGAUCUCGCCUAAUAAUGAGCGUCUAUUUCGCGACAAUUGUAUCGUGUAUUUUAGUUGGCGUGACAUACGGCGCCCAAAGCCCGGACUGUACGGACGAGCGACGACAGAGCGCCUACAUGUGCGCUGAGAAACUGUUUUUCGCUGGAAAUAACUCACGACUUUUGCCCGAAACUGAGGCCCAACUCCAGGCUCACUGUUCAGAGAGUAAUGAGUUAAUGAAAUGCGUGAAAGACUUUACCGACAAAUGCCGACACGGCUUACACAAGUCGAUCGCCACUAUCAUGAUCUCUACCGUACGCUUCAAUACAAGGAACUACUGUUUUAGGCCGCAAAAGAGGGCCGAACUCCUGUCGAUGGCCUCCUGUGGUAACGCCAUUAGGACUGAGUCUACGGCAUGUAUGGACCCAUUCCUCUGGAGUCUCGGGAGGGCUAACCACGCUGUCAAGCGAUAUAAAGUGCCGCACGGCGCAUACUAUGAACUGAAAACAUGUAUAUUAAAGUCGGGUGAGACGUAUGGGAAAGGCAUGUGUUCGCACCGACAGAUCGACUACUUUGGCCGAUACAUGCAGGCGAUGGCUGGAAAUACAAUGAAUUUCAUGUGCGGCGACUACGACGAGGAUAGCGACCGAUGCGCUCAACUUCCGCCACUGCCUACCGGCCCUCACAUCCAAAAGGCUGCCUCACUAUUCCUAGGCUUCGGAAAACUUAUUAGAAAUUAA